AUGAGCACGCAGGGCCCGCCCGCCGACGCGAAGCAGGCGCAGGCCGCCGCGCUGCAUGAGAUCGAGGCGGCGCAGCGCCGCAAGCGUGCCCUCGAGGUCAACCUUGCGACGAUCGAGGCGACGAUUUGGGCGCAGGAGGCAAGCUACCUCGAAGAGACGGCGGCCAGCGGCGGCAACAUCAUCAAGGUGGGAUGCGGCGCGCUGCGGCGAGGGUCAAGGAGGGGUGAUGCGUGGAGGCGGAUGUGCGAUUUGCCACCCACCAAACACCUCGUCGCGCCUUCCCUCUGCCCGGGUCUUCUGAUCUUUCAAGUCACGGACGGAGCACUGACCCCAGGGCUUCGAGAACUACCUCAAGGCGCCGACGGUGACGUCGCACCAUCGCAAGCGGAACGAGACGACCGAGGACGACAAGCUCUUCUCGGGCAGCAGCACGACGUUUACCCAGGUGAGAUGAUGCCGCGGGGGCGCUGA
Molecule: messenger RNA, 471 nt
Organism: Cutaneotrichosporon oleaginosum
Lineage: Eukaryota; Fungi; Basidiomycota; Tremellomycetes; Trichosporonales; Trichosporonaceae
Cellular component (GO): histone acetyltransferase complex
Source: RefSeq, a predicted model, not a curated record